Molecule: messenger RNA, 4260 nt
Organism: Moesziomyces antarcticus
Lineage: Eukaryota; Fungi; Basidiomycota; Ustilaginomycetes; Ustilaginales; Ustilaginaceae
Exons: 1
Coding region: 1-4260 (1419 amino acids)
Source: RefSeq, a predicted model, not a curated record
AUGCCUCUAGCUCAGCCGCACGGAGGCGCGCGUCCGCCAGGCGCCGCCGCCGCCGCCCAGAAGCCAAAGAACGGCUCCAACCACACCAAAGAGCCGCCAAAGCCCAACUCCAAGGCUGCUCGUAUUGCAGCGCAAAACAACCAACCGGACGACGACGACGACGAUGACGAAGAGACCACCACAGACGACAGCAGCGAUGAGGAGGCCGCCUUCGAGAUGGACGGUCAGGAGCUCUGGACACAGACCUUCUGCGCCACCUGCGACUGCCUCAUCGAGCCAGGCGAAGGCAUCGCAAAGGCAUCCUCAAAACCGGACACCUCGGCCUCUCCCGCCUUGCACUCCACCCUCAAAAGCCGUUCCGCCAAUUCCACCGCACGCGGCUCCAACGCCUCCGAACACGCCGCACAGGUUGCCGACUCCAACAAGCCAGCCAACGGCCCCAAGGACGCUCUCAAAAGGACCCAUUCCGCCGGUCGUCUGCAUGCCAAAGCCGGAGGCGCUCCCCUCGGCCCUCACAAGCGCACCGGCAGCGCAGGCAGCCGCCUGCAUGCCCUCAGCGAACUCCGUCCCACCACAAAACUGCACGACGACAAGGGCAAAGCCAAGAGCGCUUCUCGCGAUGCCUCCACAUCAAGCACCCGCAAGAGUCCCGCCACCUCUCGCCCAGGCUCGGCCGCCAGCAACCGCUCCCACUCCAACAGCAGCGGCCCUUCCUCCUUCAAGUCCAACGAGGCCAACGCAGGUGUCUCCCACGCAAACCCGCCAGACGCCCAGUCCCGCCCCAAAAAGCGCGGCUUCCUCGGCGGUCUCGGCCUCACCCCGGCCGCCCUCAAGCAGCAGGAGGCCGAGCUCGCCGCCAAGCGCAAGGCCCCCACCCCGCUCUACUGCUCCGAGCGAUGCAGACUCAUCGACGAGCGCCGCUCCUCCGGCCUCGGCGAGCUCGCAAAGUACCUCUCCCAGCCCCUCAUGCCUCCAUCCACCGCAGUAUGGGCUCCGCCUCCGCCUCCUUCCUGGACGCGCUCCGCCAGCGUCUCGUCCGCGCCUCUCGCCAUGGUCGCCAACACGCCAGAGAGCGAGUGUCUCUGCCCCGACUGCAUGGACAAGUACGCAGAUGCCAGCAGCGCCAGCGGAGCAGCAAUCCCCAGUGGCGCCAGCGACACCGCCACCGAAAGCUCCAGCGGCUACGUCUACGGUCGCGGCGCCGCUCAGAAGCCGCGCACCGCCAGCGGUCGUCUCAUCACCCCGCUCGGUUUGCACGCACCAGGCGCAGGCGCCGAGGGCUACUUUCCUCAAUUCGCGCCCAACUACGCUCCGGCCGCCGCAGCGCUCAACAGCCCCAGGAUGCGAGCCGUCGACGCUGUUCAGUCCGCCGAAGCAGCUAGGAUCGGCUCGGUGCUCCCGAGAACAUCCUCAGCCGCAAGCGCCGGUCGUGCCAGCGCCUCCGGCACCGAUGGCAGUGUCAUGAGCUCCGAGAGCGCCGGCAGUCUCUGGGAGCCACGCCUCAAACCGCGCUCCAACUCGGGCGUCAGGACCUCCAAUGCAGCCAAGGCCAUAGCGCAGGACGUCACUUCCAGCGGUACCGCCUCUGGCAUCUCCACCAACACCGCCACGCCCGCCAUCACACCGAGGCACUCGAUGAUGGUCGCCUCCUCCUCCUCCCUCGCCUCGCCCUCUUCCUUCAACACCGCUAGGGCCACCCACCGCCUCUCGGUUCCUGGCUUCGCACCAACACACGAAGUCGACGAGGACACGCUUCACUCCUCGGAGGCUGCGCAUCCGCACCGACCUUCGUCCAGUGCAAAGAGGUCGUCACUGCUCAUGGCAACUAGCCCGCUCAAGCUCUUGGACAAGCGCAGCGAACAUCACGCACCGCCCUCGGUCAAUGUCUUUAGCGACAGCGUCGGCAGCCCCGUCACCAGAGGCUCGCUGCUUUCUCGAAGCCUUGCCAGCGAACACACUCUCAUGGGCGCCAGCAGCAUCACCCUCACCAAUCAAUCCUCGGCGCCCAUGUCGGCUUCUCAAAGCGCUCGUGCGUUCGGCGACUUUGGUCACGCUCACCAGCAAGCGCCUGCGUCCGAGGCUUCCGACAGGUGGCCGCACGAGACGUCUCAGAGCUUCUCGGACUCCAAUGCUUUCCGCUCAAGCUCCCUCUCUGCAGAUGUGGACGACGAUCUGAGCCAUGCGGUCGGCAGUCUCAAGUUGGCACAGUCUCGCGCUUCGGGUCCAGCGCCGUCCGCCGGAGGCAGAGGAGCGGACUCGCGCAGACUCUCUCUGUUUGGCGUGGCGGGAGCGCCUGCCCGACGCAACUCGAACGCCGUCUCCAUCGCCAGUUCCGCCUCGGGCUCCACCUCCAGCGGCUGGCUCCGCUCUCUCUCCUCGGCUUGGCUCAACUGGCGCUCCACCGCCUCGCCCGCUCCCAUGCAAGCCGACUCGGACGUCUUCCACUCCACCGACGACAGCGAAGAGUGGCCCUCACGUGGAUCAGGUCAGGCAUCGCGACGCGAGAGCAACGCAUCGCGCAGCAGCAGCCAUCACAAGCUGCCUUAUGCUCAGAAGCGUGCCUCUUCUCUCCGCGACGUCAGCCUGGCCUCGUCUCUGGGCCAGACCAGCACGCUCCACCCGGCUCAAAUGUCGCGCAAGCCCUCGGAAGACCGUAGUGCCGGCAUCACUCCGACGCAGAGUCUCGUGGCUAAGCCCACCAUUCGACGCGGUCAUGUGCCAGCCUACGUUCGCGAGAUCGGCCAGGGUGGCAUCCCUGGCGACUCAUCCUCCGAUGCCAAGUCGGAUUCGACGGCGGCAGCCGACGAGCGAGCACAGCGUCCCAUGCGUCCCCGUGUCGACAGUCUCACUCAGAUUACUGAUGCCAAUGCGCAGAACGCGCAGAGGAAGGUCAAUAAGCGAAGGAGUCGCGACAUUUCGGUGCUGCCGCCGCUGCUCGCUCCCAUCAGUCGCUCGGGCAGCAGCACCAACCUCUACGCCCAGAUGCCCAGGAGUGCUCGCGCGUACUCGACCGGCCGUGCUUGGACCGCUGCCAACACUCCGCAGAUGUACGUAGGCAGCGCCGGCUCCUCGCAUCAGCAAGCGGCAGGCGCAGGCGCUCACAUGCAGCCGCCGGUCUCGCCGACGCUGAUGCGCAGCCCGUACAACAGCAGCUUCGCCUUGACCCAGGACGCGCAGCGUGCCGCCUUGUCGCCUUCUCGGCCCAACAGCGCGGCCGGAUACCAUUCGCUCCCCUACACCGCAGGCACUUCGCCGCGCGCAAAGGGUCUUGGCUGGGGAGCCAUGACCUCGAUUGCAUCGCCUCCGGCUUCCACAGACUCGGGCGCAUUCCCGCAUUCGACGGGCCAUCGCCAGAGCAUCAGCUACGGCCAUGCUGCCGCCCUCGCCAACCGACAGCUCGUCAGUCAGGCUCGAGGGCACCAUCUAAACCAUAAUGUCCAGCAUGCCCAUCACGCUCAUGCUCACGCCCACCACCAUCACGCCCACCAGCACCAGCACCACCAACAUCAUCACCAUCCUCAUCACCAUCCUCACCACGCUCAUCACGGACAUGCUGGUCAUAUCCAGCACAGCUCCUCGGUCUCCAACAUCUCGGAUGCGGUUGGCAGGGGCAAUGAACGUGCGGCUGUCGGUCAUCUCAUGACGCUCGGAGCUCCGCCCAACGGCAUCGGCCAACAGGGCGGCGGCGGCAUUUCGGGUCGCCAUGCGACCAUGCCAUCCGCGCUGCAGCGCACUCCGACGCCAAGUGUGCCCGAGGACGGCGGCGAAAUGUCUUCGCAGGCUCUCACCUCGGGCGACUUUAUCAGCCGACCCGACUCGGCGUUGGCGGGGCAGCAUGGGCGUCGCCACCACCGCACGUCGCUCAUGCCGCCGCCUCGAUCUCGCUCGUCAAUGGGGAUGCACACGCAGCGCAUCCAGCCGCUCACUUCGACCGACGCCGCUGCUCUGCCCGCCGUGGCGGAUACUGCUGACGUGGUGCAGCACCACGAGGAGCCGCCGCGCACGUGGAGCUACGACCAGCUGUCGGGUCUCAAGACCUAUCCGAUCCUGCAGCUGCCGGACCGCGAGACGCACGAUGUCUACGACGCCGCGUGGGGUCUCGAUGCGGGCGGCCUCGCCAAGCAUCUGGGCCAAGUCCCUGCCGACGUCCAGCACGGCGCCCGCCCGGCGCACAACGAGCGACGCACGUCGACAGACCAGGGCUCGGUGCAGAUGGGCUUCCAACCGCACCGCAAGAAGCUCUUCUACUUUGACGCCUAA